AUGCUUUGCCUGUGUCGUUCUCGAAAGUCAGUUUUGCCACGUCUAGGUGGCACAUCCCUCGAUCCUCUACACGAUUUUGCCAAGACAAGAAACUCUGCCAUCCGUUCAUGGUCUUCAACCAGCACUCUACACAGUGUUGUCCAUGGUCUAAGAUCAGCUCUCCCCCGUAAACACCAUGGCUUGAAGUCAACCCAUAUACAGACCUUGAAGCGUUACAUUUCUGAUGACACCACCCCAGCACCCAACGACACCGUGCUAGAGCCUUUAGACCAUGAGUUCUUGGACGCGGAAUGCCUUGCUGCCUUGCGCGGUGAGCGACUACCUGAUGAUACAACAAUAAAUAAUUACUUCGACUUUUACAAGCGCAAGGCAGGCGGGGCUUCAUCAAUAGACGGCAACACCUUGACAGAAGAGGAACGGGCGCAUUUGGAGGAUGCCUUCUUGCAGUUUGGGAGAUUGCAUGCCGCGAGCAUAUAUGGAAUACGCCAUCACGAGAAACUGGCAUUUUCAAAAGAAGUCGAACUUUCUGCUUCAACAACUAUUUCACAUGCGCGUGCACGCAAUGCUCGCUGUAUAAUGAGCAAUAUUAUCCCCGUCAUGGACACAGAUGCUGCCAAGCCUUACUGCAUUUGGCAUCCGGAUAUCGCCAGCGAAGAUACCUACCGAGAACUCGUCCGUCGAUAUCCCGACAUGCGGUACAACGUCGGUCGUGCCUGUGCUGCGGCGGGUUACAACAAGCUGUAUCACGAGCUAAAUCUUCUGCCCGAUGUCUCGAUUGCUGAAGAAGCAAAAGACAACACGAAGAGCGGAGCUUCGAUCUUCCACGCCAUUACCAGCCAAAAUGUGAGGUACAAGGUCAUGGACGACUACACAUGUACUGUUCGGCUCAACGACCCCCCUGCUGACGCGUUCCUCAAUGGCGAUACUGCGGUACGCUCGUCCCUCAGUCACAGAGAUUCUUAUAAAACUUGGCCAUAUGCACGCGAUACGCCUCAUUAUUUCGACAUUACCGAGGAGAGCAGUAUUGCAGAAGAAACCUGUCAUGGAAGAGUCUUUGGGCCAAUGCCGUCGGAACACGUCGAUCUGCUGUAUUCGCCACUACCCCGAGAUCUUCCAACGACAUAUAAAGAUGUUCUCAUCAACAUGGCCGCUUAUGAAGGAAAUAUCGACCGGUUUUCACGGCUGAGACGACCCAACCCAGUGACCAAUGAACUGAUGUGUGUCGCCCGUGGCAUUUACCAUCACGUACCAUUCGCAAGAUGGCUAGAGCCUCGUCUUGAUGAAAUGUACCCCCAACAAAGAAUAUCACAGUUUGGACUCCGACAGGCACUUCACGCUCGAUUCAUCAUGAGUAACGACUUGUCUCGUAUUGAUGCAUCGAUCGGUCCCUCUGACAUCCCCAUGGUUAUCUGGUAUCCGCACAUGCCAAGGAAGAACACGUUGAGAGAACUAUAUUGGCGACAUCAUGACAUGUCGGUCCAGAUAGGCAUCGCCUGUAUCAUUGCAGACUAUCAGGAUGUUUACGAUGAGGUUAAACCGUUGCUCCACCGUCUUUUGUGGCUGCAGGCAAAGCAGAGCACCAACCCCUACUACCUUCAAGAUAUAGAGCGCAGAGCGGCAGAGGCAGAGCUCCACUUGAGCAAAGGGACUGUUUGGGAUCUCGACUUUCCGAACCCUUGGCCCGAUGAAGUGUACGAGGGCGUCACAAAAGCUGACAAGGAACCCACAAACGAUGUCCUGACUGAAACCAUUGCCAAUGAUCCACGGUCAGUUACGGGAGGUCUCACCAUCCCCCAAAUAAACACUCUUGGCUCCCGCGAUGGAAUCUAUGGAGGCGGGUUUCAGGCGAAUGCGGGUCUGUGGGAGACGUUUAUCAGCGCAACGGACGAGGCGAGAAAAAGCCCAGGACAGCUGUACUCCUCUGAAGCAGACUUUACACGUCGUGCAACCAAGAAAUCACAAUUUCGACGGUUUACAGAGUUUAUGAUGAAGGAGAUGUAUCCCGAUUUGUGGGCCCAGCGGAAUAAGUAG
Messenger RNA from Colletotrichum truncatum, 2031 nucleotides. RefSeq lists its product as uncharacterized. NCBI's taxonomy places the organism in Eukaryota, Fungi, Ascomycota, Sordariomycetes, Glomerellales, Glomerellaceae. The record is from RefSeq and is a predicted model, not a curated record.